This is a messenger RNA of Phanerochaete carnosa HHB-10118-sp, 198 nucleotides long. RefSeq lists its product as uncharacterized. The record is from RefSeq and is a predicted model, not a curated record. The annotation marks the transcript as partial. The transcript has a single exon. NCBI's taxonomy places the organism in Eukaryota, Fungi, Basidiomycota, Agaricomycetes, Polyporales, Phanerochaetaceae.
CCAGGCAUCCGAAGGUUUAUAUGGGAACAUGCUCAGGACGUCCAUCGCAUUAUUCAUCGAGUCCAGCAUGCAGGCGGAACAUUUUCUCCUAGCAAGGUGCAACUGGCGCAACCAGAGGUUCUAAUUGUAGGACAGCGCUGCACACCUCAAGGGCGACUUCCAGAUCAGCAAAAGAUUGAGAAGAUCUUGAGCUGGCCA